Messenger RNA from Spinacia oleracea (spinach), 1246 nucleotides. Its product is annotated as GCN5-related N-acetyltransferase 4, chloroplastic. Lineage: Eukaryota; Viridiplantae; Streptophyta; Magnoliopsida; Caryophyllales; Amaranthaceae. Gene Ontology annotation, molecular function: N-acetyltransferase activity. Gene Ontology annotation, cellular component: chloroplast. Gene Ontology annotation, biological process: N-terminal protein amino acid acetylation. The transcript is spliced from 3 exons. The coding region runs from base 172 to 1095 and encodes 307 amino acids. The record is from RefSeq and is a predicted model, not a curated record.
UUCCAAACAUAGACGAAAAACGAAAAUAUCUUCAAGACCAAACAGGGGUUAAAUUUUGGCCAUACUCACAGUGUGAUUGGCUAAUUUGGCAAGGUAGAAGCUGUUUUUGUAGCCUCAGCUUCAUUGCAUUUUGGGAUGUGCGUGUGAGGAGGACCGAGAGUCUGGCCGGAGAUGCGGUCCAUACCACUAGGCGGCGUCGGGAUCACAAUUACGCCGACCUCCAACGCCGCGUCUUGUAAAUCUUCGCUGUUAUCGUCGUCGUCUUUCGCCUUCAACAACAAAGUUCGACUGGGUUCUUCCUCCACCUGUGCCGCCCACUUCUCUGAUGACCACUUUCUCACUUCGUCUUCCCCAUCCGCCAUUUUUCCAGUUGUGUAUAUGUUUACCUUGGCGGCUGUGGUCUCUAUUCAAGGGGUUUGUCAAGCUAGUCAAGUUGCGGAUUUGUUUCCAUCUAUAUCACCUGAGGUAGUUGUUCGAGAAGCUAGAUUGGAUGAUAGUUGGGAAGUGGUUGAAACACAUUGUAGCUCCUUCUUUCCUGAGUAUUCAUUCCCUCUUGACUUUGUAAUGAGGCUCGAUAGGCUUAUGGCAAUGGUAUUCGGAUUUUCUGUUCCACAUGGUUGCAAAAGGACUUGCUUGGUUGCUAUUAUUGGUAGCGCAGAAAAUACCAUCUACAUUGAGAGUGACGAUCUCAACUUUGGAGGUUUUGAUACAAAAUUCUCUCUAAAUAGGGGUCAUGUUGCUGGAAUUUUAACUGUGGACACUGUUGCUGACUUCCUACCUAGAAAAGGACCUUUGAGGCAGCGAAGGACGGGUAUAGCAUACAUUUCAAAUGUGGCAGUUAGACAGAAGUUUCGACGGUUGGGGAUAGCUAAAAGGCUCGUGGCGAAAGCAGAGGCGCAAGCCUGGAGCUGGGGGUGCCGUACUGUUGCUCUCCAUUGUGAUUUGAACAACCCAGGGGCUACUAAUUUGUAUAAGAGUCAGGGUUUUAAAUGUAUCAAAGUGCCAGAGGGUGCGAAUUGGCCCCAACCCAAGACUUCCCCAGAUAUCCAAUUCAACUUCAUGAUGAAGCUUGUAAAACCUCCAACUACCUCAUAAAUUGUGCAUACUCCACAGAUUAUAUACUACAAGUAGAUGCAACUUGUUGUAGAUGCACAUUCAUCUGUAAAUUCCAUAUUCAUCUAGUAAUUUAAUGCGAACCAGCAGUUGUUGUAGGAUCAAAUCUAGAACAUUACUGGUUUCAUCUUCA